Nannochloropsis gaditana CCMP526 is the source of this 694-nucleotide messenger RNA. RefSeq names its product aromatic amino acid aminotransferase I (gene ARO8). The annotation marks the transcript as partial. The transcript has a single exon. The record is from RefSeq and is a predicted model, not a curated record. Gene Ontology annotation, molecular function: pyridoxal phosphate binding; transaminase activity. Gene Ontology annotation, biological process: biosynthetic process.
UGAUAAAAAAAAUCGCGGCGCGGGCAACCUCCCGGUCCAUUUCUCUUGCCGGGGGUCUUCCACACGAAUCCACUUUUGUCUUUCGCGGGGUUACGUGGGAGAUGGACGAUGGUAGUACUCUCACACUGAAAAAUCGAGCGUUGACCGGGGGGACGGAGGCAGAGGACGGUGCAGCAGAGUUACCGUUGAACUACAUGCAGGGGUCAGGCAUGCCGGAAUUAUGCGGGGAGCUCCGGGCGCACAUGCAACGAUACCAUACGCCAGCCUACGACGAUUGGGCUGUAAUUCCAACAACUGGGUCCACAGAUGCCUUGACCAAAUGCUUCCAAUUGUUGAUGCCUCCCCCCGGGAAGAAGCCCAUCAUUUUGUCGGAGUCCUUGGUGUGGGCAGCUGCCUUGGCCAUCGCGGCCCCUUUGGGUUACGAAGUGCGAGGACUGGAGCUUGACAGCGAUGGCAUGUUGCCCAGUGCCUUGGAUGUGGCCUGCCGACAACUGGCUAGCGAGGGGGAACGUGCCGCCUUCCUGUACUUGACCCCCCACGGACAGAAUCCGACGGGCACCUCCUUAUCACCGCAACGGAAACGAGACCUGUACGCCCUGGCGCAGGAGCACGACCUGAUAAUCGUGGAGGACGAUCCGUACCGCCUUCUCUUUCUCCCCGCCGACCCGGAGGAGACGGGGGAAGCCGCCAUGCC